CAGGAAGUGAAUUGCGGUCGCUGCAGUGACUCUGUUGCGGUGCAACCCACGUUCCUUGCGAGACUCCAGGGCCUCGGCUGCUGCCGCUGAGGACCCCAGAGCCCUGGCUGCAGGCGUGGGAGGAACAUUCCCGCUGCUCCCCGAGAGACUCUCCCAGUGCAGAGACCCCAGCCUGUCCCGCUCCCCCUUACUGGGACCCAGAGCCCUGCUCCCAGGCAGAGCCCCACGUGGAGAGAAGGCUGCAGAACAACGACCCUAUUUUGCUCCAGAUCAUCCCUACUUCCUAGGGGCCGAGGAAGGGAAAUGGCUGUGGUGGAUCCAGCUCAGAUGCCAGUGACCUUUGAGGAGGUGGCUGUGUAUUUCACCGAGAGGCAGGGGGCUCUGCUGGACCCUGAUCAGAGAGCACUCUACAAGGACGUCAUGCAGGCGAAUUAUGAGAUUGUGACUUCGCUGGGACUCCCCAUUCCCAAACCUGACUUGAUCACCCGGCUGGAAGCAGGGGAAGAGCCGUGGGUCCCAGAUCACCCAGCCUCCGAGGAAAGGAAGUUCUCAAGAGGCACCCGCACAGCAGGUGAUGAGACAAUGAAUGAGAACGAGGAUGGGAAUCCACUGCAGGAAUGUCCUGAACAAGUGGAACUGCAGGGGACCUUAUUGAAACAAGGUGAAGGGAAUUUUUCCCAGUGCUUGGAACAGAGAAAAGCCUGGAGUAAUUGGCACAGGUUAGAGAGGAAGCUGGGAAACUGCCAAAGGAAUAAAGUGUAUGAAUCUAUUGGAUAUGGGGGAGGAGGCAAGGAUCCCGAAGAAACCACAGUUCAGUGGACAAAUGAGAACGAAAAGAACCCCUAUAAAUGCUUGGACUGUGGGAAAAGCUUCAGUCAUCGCUCAAAUCUGACUAGACAUGGGAGAAUCCACACUGGAGAGAGACUUUAUAAAUGCUUAGACUGCGGGAAAAGCUUCAGUCGGAGCUCAAACCUUAUUAGCCAUAGGAUAAUCCACACUGGAGAAAAACCCUAUAAAUGCUUGGACUGUGGGAAAAGCUUCAGUCAGCGCUCAGGCCUUAUUAACCAUGGCAGAAUCCACACUGGAGAGAACCCCUAUAAAUGCUUGGACUGUGGGAAAAGCUUCAGUCAUCGCUCAAAUCUUAUUAGACAUGGGAGAAUCCACAUGGGAGAGAGACUUUAUAAAUGCUUGGACUGUGGGAAAAGCUUCAGUCGGAGCGCAAAUCUUAUUAGCCAUAGGAUAAUCCACACUGGAGAGAAACCCUAUAAAUGCUUGGACUGUGGGAAGAGCUUCAGUCGGAGCUCAAAUCUUAUUAGCCAUAGGAUAAUCCACACUGGAGAGAAACCCUUUAAAUGCUUGGACUGUGGGAAGAGCUUCAGUCAGCGCUCAGGCCUCAUUAGCCAUGGCAGAAUCCACAUGGGAGAGAACCCCUAUAAAUGCUUAGACUGUGGGAAAAACUUUAGUCGAAGCUCAAAUCUUAUUAGCCAUAAAAUAAUCCACACUGGAGAGAAACCCUAUAAAUGCUUGGACUGUGGGAAGAGCUUCAGUCAGCGUUCAGGCCUUAUUAACCAUGGCAGAAUCCACACGAGCAAGAACUCCUAUAAAUGCGACUGUGGGAAGAGCUUCAGUCAGUGCUCAGGCCUUAUUAGCCAUGAGAGAACCCACACAGGAGAGAGACCCUAUAAAUGCUUGGACUGUUGGAAAAGCUUCAGUCGGAGCUCAAAUCUUACUGCUCAUAGGAGACUGCACACGGGAGAGAGACCCUAUAAGUGUUUGGACUGUGGGAAAAGCUUCAGUCGGAGGGCACAUCUUAUUAGACACGGGAGACUCCACACUGGUGAGAAACCCUAUAAAUCCGUGAUUCUCAAACUUUAACAACCCGAGGACCCCCCUUUUGAUUUAAAAAUUUUCAUGGACCCCUCCUCCCCCCAAGCCCACCACUCAGCCACAGGCCCCGUCCCCACUCCACCCCUUCUUCCAAGCC
This is a messenger RNA of Chrysemys picta bellii (western painted turtle), 1984 nucleotides long. RefSeq names its product zinc finger protein OZF-like. Gene Ontology annotation, cellular component: nucleus. Gene Ontology annotation, biological process: regulation of transcription by RNA polymerase II. Lineage: Eukaryota; Metazoa; Chordata; Testudines; Emydidae. Gene Ontology annotation, molecular function: RNA polymerase II cis-regulatory region sequence-specific DNA binding; DNA-binding transcription factor activity, RNA polymerase II-specific. The record is from RefSeq and is a predicted model, not a curated record.